Molecule: messenger RNA, 1191 nt
Organism: Salvelinus sp. IW2-2015
Lineage: Eukaryota; Metazoa; Chordata; Actinopteri; Salmoniformes; Salmonidae
Product: gamma-glutamyl hydrolase
Biological process (GO): tetrahydrofolylpolyglutamate metabolic process
Cellular component (GO): vacuole
Molecular function (GO): gamma-glutamyl-peptidase activity
Source: RefSeq, a predicted model, not a curated record
GAAAGAGAUGAGGACGCCAGGACUACGCAAUUGAGCUCUUCCUCAUGAGAAACAUAAACUGUAUGCAACCUGUAGCAAUGUACUAGUUUCCAGUGUCAUCAAGUCCUCUUUAGACGGAGAAGCUGGUUUCAAUUUUUUACAAUACCAAUUUGAUCCACACGUGGAAACACGUUUCGGGAAAUGAGCAAUUUUGCCCUAAUGUUUUGUUUUGCUUUCUCAUCUUUGUCCUCGUGCACAGCGCUGAAGAGCAACGACGAGCCUAUUAUCGGUGUUUUGGCCCAGGAGGUAUACUCGCCUCGACCACAGAAUGCGUCUUAUAUAGCCGCAUCGUAUGUCAAGUUCCUGGAGUCUGCUGGAGCAAGAGUCGUCCCUGUGAUGAUAAAUAAGACACUGGAAGAGUACAAAACACUGUUCAACUCCAUUAAUGGAAUACUCUACCCUGGUGGUGGUGUUAGCAUCCUCACAUCUGGGUAUGCAAACGCUGCUAGAAUCUUUUAUGAGCUUGCCAUAGAGGCCAACUCAAGGGGUGACUAUUUCCCUGUAUGGGGCACGUGUCUUGGAUUUGAGGAAUUGACGUACCUGACCAGUGGAAAGAUGCUUCUGUCCCACACCAACACCAGUGGUGUGGCAUUGCCACUGGUGUUUACUAACGGAUCAAGAGAGAGUAGGAUGUUCAAGGGCUUCCCAUCAGAGCUCCUGGAUGCCCUGGCCUCUGAGCCAAUCACUGAAAACUCCCAUAAAUGGAGUCUCACUUUGGCGAUUUAUAACAGCAAUGCAGACCUUAGGAAGUUCUACAAAGUCCUGACCACAAGCAGUGAUGGGAAAAACGAGUUUGUGUCAACUAUGGAAGCAUAUGGUUUCCCCAUCUAUGGAACCCAGUGGCACCCUGAAAAGAAUGCAUUUGAAUGGACAAAGCCGUACAUUCCACACUCUCCAUUGGCUGUAAAGGUUACUUUCUUCAUGGCUGAUUUCUUUGUCAAUGAAGCUAGAAAAAACUUUCACAAAUUUGAGGAUGAGGAGGUGGAGAAGAGGGCACUGAUAUAUAACUACAAUCCUGUGUACACUGGAAUCAAGUCAGCCUUUGAACAAAUAUAUUACUUUUGAAAUGAGUGUCUUUUUGAUAUUUUAAGUAGAAAUUGUGGACAAAUAUUGAAUUUUAAAAGCCUGUUAUAUUAAUAGACUUGCUAAAGU